UUGUUUGGCGGCAGGUAGACUUUGUCCGUGAACGAACAGGUGUUUUUGGAGGAGACGUACACAUAAUCGUUUUCCGAUUUUUUCAUAUUAAUGAUAAGAUAUCUUCAUGUUUCUAUAUCUAUCGUAAUGUCACGAAGAUAAAAAUCAGUAGUUCACAGGUAUUGCGUUAAAAUGUUCGCAAUAUUCGCCACCCUUGUGGCUAUAAUAGUUUCCGCUUUGUUUUACCAAAGCAAAAGACCGAACCCCGAAAAAAUAUUCGGCAUUUACAGCCAGCCGGGACGAUGGUAUUAUAUCAAGCUUGCAGCUUUCUGGACGCUUCUGACACUCAGAAGAAUUAAAUAUAAAGUCGCGAGCAAAAGUUCCUUCGUCAAAUUCGAUAGAAUACAACCUUUGUCCAAUGACCCGAAAGCUUUCGAUGCGGUGUUUUUCCAAGCUGUUACUCAAGACGGUUUUGCUUUGGCUGCUGGAACUGAAAGGCGACAUCAGGCUAAAGUCAAUGGACUGUGUUAUUUGAUGACUCCUGACCAUGGCUUAUUAUUAAGUGAAAAACUCCCAAAAACAGUUUUGGAGGCAGAUCCAGCCUGUAUAAUGUUGGAAAAAGAAUGGGGUGCUGAGGGUAUUAAAUUCACACCUGUCGAACCUAUGAAACGUUGGAACAUUUCCUUCCAUGGAAAAAUGAGAUCAUUUGAUGAUCCGUCGAAAAUUGUAAACGUUAAACUUGACGGACAAUGGACUAGCGAUCUUCCUUGGUUCUUGUUCGAGUUGGAUUUGCCUAGCAAAGUUAUAGCAGAGGCGAUUGCUCUGGAAACUUGGAAUAAAGAACUGUUUCAAGCACUGAAAGAUGCACACCAAACCCACUAUGAACAAAUGGGCUACCUAAAAGUGACGAUCAAAAUCGAUAACCGAGUAUACAACAUCAAAAUGGACGCGUUCAGAGACCACAGCUUCGGGAUGAAGAGAGACUGGACGUUGAUGCAUAGAUACAUCUUCCACAUGUUUUACUUGGAGGACGGCACUAGAGUAUCACUGGGCGUUAUCAGUCAGCCGUGCACUUCUUCCCACAUGACAUUCGGAUUUAUGAUAGAUGCGAAUAAGAGGAUGUUUGCGAUUGACAGUUGCGACCUUUUGCUGUAUCAACACGCGGAAGAUGGAACUCCUCCAAAUAAUUUGGCUUUUACGUUUGUCGCGAACAAAACUAAUUACGAGGCAAAAAUCAAAUACGACGUGACCGCUGUGCAUUACGUGGGGAAUGAUGUGGAGGCCAAGAUGCACGAGAGAUUUUUGAGUUGUGAAAUCAACGGGGUAAAAGGCAAAGGCAUUUCGGAAUGGCAUUAUAAUAAUGUCAAUAAGUAAAACAAAUUUUUUCUGAAAGAAAAAUUGUAAUCAAGCAAGCCAAUUAAAAUAGUUUGUUAUACCAAAAAUUUUGAUAGUACUACCGUGUGCAAUGUUAUGUAACAAUUUGUUGAAUUAUUAUAUAUUUUUAAAGAUAAAAAAGGGUUUAAAUGAUUAAUUUGUAUAUAUAAAGAAAAUGGAUAAACAAUUUAUUACAAUAUUACAUUAUAUACUCAAAAAUAUAUAAUUAUUUUAAAUACAUGUUCA
Aethina tumida (small hive beetle) is the source of this 1599-nucleotide messenger RNA. RefSeq lists its product as uncharacterized. Bases 172 to 1353 code for a protein of 393 amino acids. The transcript has 6 exons. The record is from RefSeq and is a predicted model, not a curated record. Lineage: Eukaryota; Metazoa; Arthropoda; Insecta; Coleoptera; Nitidulidae.